Messenger RNA from Scomber japonicus (chub mackerel), 2895 nucleotides. RefSeq names its product inositol polyphosphate-4-phosphatase type I Aa (gene inpp4aa). The record is from RefSeq and is a predicted model, not a curated record. The transcript is spliced from 23 exons. NCBI's taxonomy places the organism in Eukaryota, Metazoa, Chordata, Actinopteri, Scombriformes, Scombridae. Gene Ontology annotation, molecular function: phosphatidylinositol-3,4-bisphosphate 4-phosphatase activity. Bases 1 to 2895 code for a protein of 964 amino acids. Gene Ontology annotation, cellular component: cytoplasm.
AUGUCCGGGAAGGAGCGCAGCCCCCGCCAUCGGCCAUGGUCCGUCUACCGGGCCAACACAUUUGAUCUCUCAGCUGAGAUGAUGGGGUUGGCAUUGUCAGGCAACAGUCAGGAUCCAGAUGAGCCUGUGCUAGAGUUCAGUGUGGCCUGCAGUGAGCUGGUUACUCCCACAUUAGAGCGUAAGCCAACCAGCUUUGUGGCUGUCAGCUGCACCACUCCGCCACAGGCCUUCUGGACCAAGCAUGCUCAAACUGAAAUCAUAGAGGGGACCAGUAACCCUAUCUUCCUGAGCAGUAUAGCAUUCUUUCAGGACUCUCUGAUCACCCAGCAGACUCAGGUCAAGCUUUCUGUUUACGAUGUGAAGGACCGUUCCCAAGGCACGAUGUACAUGCUUGGUUCAGCCAUGUUUUCUGUGAAAGAGCUGCUGCAGGACAAACACCACAGACUGCACCUGACUCUCAGGUCAGCAGAGAAUGAGCGCGUGGGGAACAUCACUGUCAUUGCCUGGCAGAUAGAGGAGAAGCGUGAGCAGAGAGCUCCUGUUGCAAGAUUACAGAGAGGAGACACCGUUAAUGGAAGGAUGGUUCUACCUGUUGAUGAAAGUCUCACUGAAUCCACGAGCAUCAAAUCCAAGUCUUCAUCUCUGUGUAAAGACCCACUGCUGAAGGCUGUGUUUGGCGGCGUCAUGUCACGGACAUAUCGUUUUCCCACCACGGAUGGCAACCACCUGCGGGUCCUGGAGCAGAUGGCAGAGAGCGGGCUUUCCCUGCACAUCCCUCGACAGUUUGUCAAACUGCUGCUGGAGGAAGACGCUGUCAGGGUAUGCGAGCUGGAGGAGCUGGGCGAGCUGUCUCCAUGUUGGGAGAACCUCAGGAGGCAGAUCAUCACUCAGUACCAGACCAUCAUCCUCACCUACCAGGAGACCAUCAGUGACCUGCAUGAAUACAAAGGUCCCUCAUUUAAGUCAAGUACAUUGAAAGCCGAGAGGAAGUUGGAAUUUAUUCCUACUAACCUGCAUAUCCAGAGGAUGAGAGUACAGGGAGAAUCUGGCUAUGACCGGACAUAUGAUGUUGUGACUAUUGGCGCUCCUGCAGCACACCAUCAAGGCUUUAAAGGCUGUGGCCUCCGAAAACUGCUGCACAAGCUCGAAGAAGCCAGAAAACACACUUAUGAGGAGGAGAGCUCUGCUGGCUCUGGACCUAAAGGAAUGGUGUACCAGCCUCAGGAUGUCAUUAAAGCGAAGGAGCUAAUUGGUCAAAUCAACACUCUGAAGACACAAGUGUGUUACUACACAGAGCGUCUGUCCCGAGCUGCCAAGGAUCGCUCAGCUAAUGCUCUGGAGAGAACGCUGGCCAUCCUUACAGAGAAAACUCGCCAGUUGGUGACAGUGUGCGAUUCCAAGCUGCUGUCCUCAGCCAUCCUCGCCCUGGCAGCCGCCCGCCCAGAGUUCACUCAGCAAGGCACCCCGUCCCCAUCCUCCACCUCCCUCUCACCAUCCUCUCGCUCCCCAUCCCGCUCACCCUCACGUCAUCAGACCUCCCCAUCUCGUGCUGCCACCUCGCCCUCUCGCUAUGCAACUCCUCCAGAGGGCAGCGAGGCGAGCAGAAGCAAGCGCGCCUCCUUGCAGGCAGAUAUGCACGAGGAGGAGUGGGAGAAGGUCUGGCUAAAUGUUGAUAAGAGCCUUGAGUGUGUGAUCCAGAGGGUGGACAGGCUGCUGCAGCGAGACAAACUCCAGAGUGACAGCAGCUCUGAGGACGUCUUCCUGCUCGCCAACGAGGACCCUAAAAACACGAAGAAAGACACCAGUCCAGAAGUAGAGAAGACAUCCCCAGGUGAGUGGAGCGAUGCUCUGUACCCUCUUCUCACCACACUCACGGACUGUGCGACCCUGAUGAGUGAUAAAGCCAAGAAGGCCAUGGUGUUUCUGCUGAUGCAGGACAGCGCCCCCACCAUCGCCAUGAGCCUCACCCUGCAGUACCGCCGCGACGUUGUCUUCUGCCAGACACUGACGGCUCUGAUCUGUGGCUUCACUCUCAAGCUGAGGAACUGUCUCUGUGACCCAGGCUUCCUCAGGCAGCUACACACCAUUGGCUUACUGGUGCAAUAUGAAGGCCUCCUCAGCACCUACGGUGAGGAGCUGGCCAUGCUGGAGGACAUGAGUGUCGGAGUGAUGGACCUGAGAAAUGUCACCUUUAAAGUUACCCAAGCAACGUCAGGUUUUGGCCCGGACAUGCUGCCAGUGAUCACAGGAAACAGGAACGGUUUUAACGUCAGGGUUCCGAUGCCUGGGGUGAUGUUUGACACGCUGCCACGGGAGAUCCAGAAUGGGAUGCUGCUGCGUGUGCAGCCGGUCCUGUUUAAUGUGGGGAUCAACGAACAGCAAACGCUGGCUGAGAAAUUUGGAGACACGUCGUUGCAGGAAGUGAUCAACAUGGAGAGCUUGACUCGCCUCAGCUCGUACUACGACCUGUUUAAAGAGGUCCUGCCAGAAGACUGCCUGCCUCGCACCCGCAGUACCACUAGUCUGCCUGAGCUGUUCAAGCUGCUGAGCCAGAAUGUGAACGCCAAGAAAAACAAGAACGUGGAGAUUUUGUGGCAUGCAGCCGAGAUAUGUCGCCGGAUGAAUGGAGUGCGUUUUACCAGCUGUAAGAGUGCCAAAGACCGCACAGCCAUGUCUCUGACCCUGGAACAAUGUCAGAUCCUGCAGCAGGAGCAUGCCCUCGCUCCACAGGUCUUCUACCAAGCCCUGGACUGUAUGCGCAGCGAGGGCUGCAGGAGAGAGAACACCAUGAAGAACGUGGGAUGUCGUAAAUACGCCUUUAACGCCCUCCAACUCAAGGCCUUCCCCAAACAAUAUCGCCCUCCAGAGGGGACUUACGGGAAGGUUGAGACCUAA